This is a messenger RNA of Meleagris gallopavo (turkey), 1617 nucleotides long. It is a transcript of the gene CD79B, whose product is annotated as CD79b molecule. Gene Ontology annotation, cellular component: external side of plasma membrane; B cell receptor complex. Lineage: Eukaryota; Metazoa; Chordata; Aves; Galliformes; Phasianidae. Gene Ontology annotation, biological process: B cell differentiation; B cell receptor signaling pathway. The record is from RefSeq and is a predicted model, not a curated record.
AAGGCAGCGUCGUGCAUAGAGCAGCACUUCGCCAUUUUUGGGUGCGGAGGUCGGAGCAACGCUGUGCAAAGGUUGGCACCUGGAUGCUGUCCUGCUGCCCGCAGCGAGAAGAUGGGAGAUUUCUGCAGGAGGCUGUGGGUGCUCCAGGCCAACCUCUGGCUGAUGGCUGUGGCUGCAGGUGGGAUCCCAACAGACGGGAACAGCACCAGUAACAGCACAGGCAGCAGUUGCUUCGGGCUGUGGCAGCAACCACGCUACAUGGCUGCCAAGAAGAACACACCCGUCCACUUCAUCUGCUACACCCGUCAGCCCCACGCCAUGCAGUGGUACAAAGCGUCGGUGGAUGGAGAGGAGUUCCACGCGCUGGAUCAGAGCUCCGAUCGCUUCAGCAUCAAGAAUACAAAUGAUUACAUCAACUUCACCAUCUUCAGGAUCAGCUACGAGGACAACGGCAUCUACGUGUGCGACAGCAAGAACCUCACAGAGGAGAAGAGGCAGCCAUACUUGUGUGGGACGGAGCUCAGAGUCAUGAGUCGCAGCAACAUCCAUCAGAUCCAGAACAGGAACACGCUGAAGGACACCAUCAUCAUCAUCCAGACCAUCCUGCUGGUCAUCUUCAUCAGCGUUCCCAUGCUCCUCUUCCUAGAAAAGGGUGACGGAAAGGAAAGCCCCGAGGAAGACCACACCUAUGAGGGCCUGGAGGUGGAGCAGAUUGCCACCUACGAGGACAUCACUCCUUUCCGGGACGUGAAGGCCAAAUGGACAGUCGGGGAGCACCCAGGAGAGGAGUGAGGGGUGCUGCACCCACCACCAGGAUGGCACCAGCAGCACCACCCCAUGGCAGCACCACACUGGUGCCACCACGGACUUCCAGGGUCCUGGUGCCACCACGGACCUCCAAGGACUUGGUGCCACCACGUCCAGCUGCCUUGUACAGAGCUCAGGUCCUGCUGCCUCUCAGCUCUUGCUUGGUCGCAUCCAAGCUGUGCAAGCGAGAUUGUUCUGCCCUGGCUGCUGCCCAUCCUGCCCCACCGCUGAACCCCAAAACCCUACAUAGAUAUUAGGAACCAACCUCAGAGCCCAGCAGCCCCAAAUGCCAGGCAGCCCCACACCACGGUGCUGAGCUGUGGCAUGGUUAAUGCCACCAAGGUGCUAUGCUGGUGACCCCACGGACGCACACAGUUCCCCCCCAUGCUGCAAGGACCCUGCCGGGCUGUGAGACCCCACCACCACCCCCGUGCUCCUGGUAGGGGAGCCACGGCGAGCAGCACCGUGGGGCUGGUAGAUCUGGGGCCACUGUGUUAUCUCUCAAGCCACAGACACGUCCAGUUGACCAAGCUGGAAGUUGACGAAGUUGGUUGUUGUCUGAGAUGGAGGAUCCUCCACAAGUGCCUUGUUUUAUCCCAUAGACUUGAGAAAAGACCAGGGAGACAGCGGGCACACAGAGGGCUUGCUCCUCUCCAGGCAGGAGCUGUAUCACAGGGAUGUCCCCCCUGGUGAGGGACACUCUUGGAACCAAUGGGAAGGAUGUAAAUAGCGGGACGCAAACGUCCAACUGCUCUUCCAAGUCCUAAUAAAAGUGAUGGGUGAAUUCCCACCUUUGCACACCUGCAGGCA